AUGAACGUAAAUCCACAUCUCCAAUACUUGCAGCAACAGGCGCUGCAGCAGCAGAUCAAUUCUAGUGGCCAGUCUCCACAGAUUUCUCAGUUGCAGCUCCAACAGCAUCAAUUACAAAGACAGCAGCUUUUGAACCACCACCUCCAACAACAGCAACAACAGCAACAGCAACAAUUGGGAUCUUUAGGUGGCCAAUCGACUAACCCGCUUUUGGCUGCAUUGAAUGGCGGAGCAGCAUCUGGCCAGAACAACGCAUCGAGUGGCGCCAUCGCAUCAUCAAAUCAACCAGUGAAUCCAGUUUUACAAUUACAAAUGCAACAACAACAGCUGCAACAACAACAGCAACAGUCGCUGCAACAGCAGCAGCAGCAACCCCUGCAACCCCUGCAACAGCAACCACAGCAGCAGCAGACUCAAGUUCCUAUAAUUAAAGAAGUGUGGGCUCAAAACUUGGAACACGAAUUCCAUACCUUACGUACUUUCAUUAAUGACAAAACUUCCAAAAUCUUUAUUGCAAUUCAUCAAGAGAUUCCGGGGAUUGUUGCAAGACCAGUGGGAACUUUCAAAUCAUCGUCUGACUAUCAUUUUCAAACACUUAGGGCUAAUUCGGACUUGUUAAACUUGAUUCAACUUUCUUUCUGUGUUACUAAGAUUAAAAAUAAUGAAAUAAGCAGCAGCAUCGUGUGGCAAUUCAAUUUUUUGUAUGAUUUGACUACAGAAAUGUACAAUGAGGAACACUUGAACAUGUUGGCUCAAACUUCACAAAUCAAUUUCCAAAUGCAUAUGACUCAAGGUAUACCACAUUUCUCCUUCGCUGAACUUAUCAUUGAAAGUGGUUUACUUUUGGACAAUUCAAUUAAUUGGAUUAGUUAUCAUGCUGGUUAUGAUUUGGGAUUCUUUAUAAGCUUACUAGCAAAUGAUAGCCUUCCAGUUGAUGAGAAGGACUUUUUCUGGUACUGCUCUAAAUUUUUCCCAAACUUCUUUGAUUUGAAAUACAUAGGAAACAAGUUGCUCAACAAAGCAAGUGCUGACUCAUCAGAUUCAAAUAACUCGAGCAAUAAGCCAUCUAUAGAAUACUUGGCUGAAGAAUUGCAUUUGUUGCCAAUUUCUCCAGCAAUCCGUCAGCACUUCACAUCCCAGUUCCAGCAUCAACAACAAAUGACGUCUACUUUGCAUGCUUAUUUAUCCAUGGAAUGUUUCAAAGAACUCUUGAGACAAUCUUCCUUUGAUUUUUCGUUAUUAACUAGAUUCAGGGGUUUCAUCUGGGGUUUAGGAAACUUGAGUGGUGAGGGAAACUCGCUUGGCAGUAGUGCCUCUGAGGCACAAAGUGGCGGGGUUCCUGCUCCUUCAACUCCUGGUGGAAAUUCCAAAGGUGCUGUGAUUUUUGGAAGACCAUUAUAG
Suhomyces tanzawaensis NRRL Y-17324 is the source of this 1401-nucleotide messenger RNA. RefSeq names its product CCR4-NOT core DEDD family RNase subunit (gene POP2). Gene Ontology annotation, cellular component: P-body; CCR4-NOT core complex; CCR4-NOT complex. NCBI's taxonomy places the organism in Eukaryota, Fungi, Ascomycota, Pichiomycetes, Serinales, Debaryomycetaceae. The transcript is spliced from 2 exons. The record is from RefSeq and is a predicted model, not a curated record. Gene Ontology annotation, molecular function: nucleic acid binding; poly(A)-specific ribonuclease activity. The coding region runs from base 1 to 1401 and encodes 466 amino acids.